AUGAGUCAAAAUAACAAAGAUGUCGAGGCUUCCAUCCCUCUCAAUGCCAUGCCGAGAGCAUCAGACGUAGAGAGGGAUCUUACCCAUGGUGAACAUAUCGAAGUAAAGAUUGCCGAGCCUAGAGCCCCUUCAAACCAACCUAAGAAGAUCACCAUCCCAGCUAUUAUCAUCAUCCCAAUCUGGAUGGCAUGUUCCAUCUCUGUCAUCUUGUACAACAAGUACAUCUUCGACAGAUUCGAUGGUCUCAAUUUCCCUUAUCCCGUGUUCUUGACUACUUGGCAUUUAAUCUUUUCUGCCAUCUCAACUAGGAUCUUACAAAGAACUACCACUUUGGUUGACGGUGCUAAAGAUAUCGAUAUGACCCGAGACAGAUGGGUUAGAUCCAUCCUUCCUAUCGGAGCUCUGUUCUCUGGAAGUUUGAUUCUCUCAAACUACGCUUAUCUCUCUUUGAGUGUAUCUUUCAUCCAGAUGUUAAAGGCUUUCGUGCCCGUUGCCAUCUUACUCAUUUCUUUCGCGUUCAGAAUCCAAGAACCCAACAAGAGAUUGAUGGCUAUUGUCUUGAUGAUCUCAACCGGUUGUGCUCUCGCCGCCUACGGUGAAGUUCACUUCGAACUAUUCGGAUUCAUCUGUCAAUGCGCUGCUAUCGCCUUCGAGGCAUCCCGAUUAGUCAUGAUUCAAAUCCUCUUACAUGGAAUGAAGAUGGACCCGAUCGUUUCAUUACACUACUACGCCCCAGUCUGCGCAGUCAUCAAUGCGAUCUUGAUCCCAUUCUUCGAAGGGUUGGAACCAUUCUAUGCUCUUCAUAGAGUUGGAUUGUUGGUACUUUUCACCAACGCCGGUGUGGCUUUCGCUCUUAACGUCGCGGCUGUCUUCCUUAUCUCAGUUGGAUCCGGUCUUAUCCUCACUCUUGCUGGUGUGCUUAAGGAUAUCCUCCUCAUCACUGGUUCAGUCAUUGCUUUUGGUUCCCCCAUCGCUGCUAUCCAAGUAUUCGGUUACUCCAUCUCUCUUGGUGGUUUGGUCAUCUUUAAGACUACCGGUGGUAAAUAA
Kwoniella botswanensis is the source of this 1047-nucleotide messenger RNA. RefSeq lists its product as uncharacterized. NCBI's taxonomy places the organism in Eukaryota, Fungi, Basidiomycota, Tremellomycetes, Tremellales, Cryptococcaceae. The record is from RefSeq and is a predicted model, not a curated record. The coding region runs from base 1 to 1047 and encodes 348 amino acids. Gene Ontology annotation, molecular function: antiporter activity. The transcript is spliced from 13 exons. Gene Ontology annotation, cellular component: trans-Golgi network; Golgi apparatus; endosome.